AUUACACUUUUGCUCCUUCAGAAUCCUGCCCAUAAGAGAUCCAUCUUGUUUGCUUACUUCCAUUAAAUAUUACCUGUACAAGGCCUAUUGGCCUCUGGAGGCUCCAGGCUGAGUCACCCAGGCUGGACCCUUGCCUAGCUGAUUGGUCUCGUGUGUGGCAGUGGCACAAGGCCAUAGUUGCUGUGGCUACGUCUGCAACAAAACUCUCUACAGUUUUGUAGCUACAUCAUACAUGGACAAGUCUCUAAAGCUCCAAACGACAAACCUCAACAACUCGCCUAGUUCCAACUCUGCAGGUGAAUACAUCUGAGAAGGUUUAAGAAGAAUGGACUCUGACUCUGAUGAAGGAGAUGUGUCUGCCUCAGCUCUCCAAGACUCGGGAGAGAAAGGCGGACUGUCAUCAUGUGGAUAUUGUGGCAAGCUGCGCACUCUGGGCAGCACUGAGCUCAUGUGCCAGCUGUGCGGCUCCUGGUUCCAUGAGUCAUGUAUCAGCUACCAGCUGGGACAGCUGGUGCCCUUCAUGCUCAACUACAGCUUCACCUGCAAGACUUGCUCUCCUUCUGGAGUAGAGCAGUUCAAGAAAGCACAAGCACAGCUGCGCGAGAUGUGCGUGACGGCGCUGGCUAACCUGAGCCACGGCAGUAGCAGUAAGGGCAAGAGCAACAAGGACGGCUCAGGCACCAAGCUCUUCAGUCUGCAGAAGGACAUCAUCCCCUUCCUGGAGCAGAACUGGGAGGCCCUCACCACCCAGGCACGCAGGGCAACCCACUCCUGGCACACCACACUACAGAAGACUCUGCUCAAGGAGGUUGACACGACGUUCACUGUAGAGGAGACGGGCAAGAACGGUGAGCCUGGUCCGUACCACCCGUUCUUCGGGCUGCAGUGCUCAGACCUGACCCUGCUCCGACCCACGGGGGACACUGCGGGGGACGGUUGUGGCAAGGGGGGGCGGGGGACCAAGAGGAAGCUCGUCGAGACAUCCACCAGCAGCAAGAAGGUGCGAGGUGAUAUGCCGACACCCAAGCUGCACGGCUACCCCAUCGACCAUCCCUUCAACAAGGACGGCUACCGCUACAUCCUGGCCGAGCCUGACCCCCACGCCCCCUUCAGGAGGGAGUUCGACGACAGCAGCGACUGGGCUGGCAAACCUAUCCCGGGUUGGCUGUACAGAUGCGUGUCGCCAAACUCGGUGUUGCUCGCUCUGCACGACCGCGCCCCUCAGCUGCACACGACCGACGACCGUCGUGCCGUGGUAGGAGAGAAAGGGUACAGCCUGAUCAGAGCCACGCACGGGGUGUCACGGGGCACUUGGUACUUCGAGUGUACCAUCACAGACCAGCCUGAUGGCUCCCACGUGCGUCUAGGCUGGGCGCAACAACUGGCCAACUUGCAGGCUCCUCUUGGGUACGACAAGUUCGGGUACUCGUGGCGGAGCCGUAAGGGCACCGUGUUCCACGAGAGCCACGGUAAACACUACGGUGAUGGGUUCUCCAAGGACGAUGUGCUGGGGAUACUCAUCCACAUCCCUCCUGAGAGCAACCCUGUGUCCAUGCUUCCACCCACCUACAAGGACAAACCGCUGGUCAAGUUCAGGUCGCAUUUAUAUUAUGAAGACAAGGACGACAUAGCGGCGGCCGUGAAGCAGCUCAAGCCCGUCAAGGGAAGCUACAUCAAGUUCUUCAAGAACGGCGAGUCGCCUGGCAUGGCUUUUAGUGAUAUCCACAGCGGCGUUUACUAUCCAUCUUUAUCAUUGUACAAAUCCAUCUCUGUUUCCAUUAACUUCGGUCCGAAUUUCGUUCAUGCCCCAGAAGGGGUGGAGUUUCGUGGCAUGCACGAGAAGGCUGAGGAGGCCAUGGUGGAGCAGACCUUGGCAGACAUGACGUACCUGGUGGAGAAUGAGGGCAGGUUGCGGCUAGACAUGAUGUCUUAGAACCGGUAGACCAGACACCAUUUCGGACCCAUCGCGGUACGCAGACCUCUGUCUUACUGACGGACAUCUCUGUCAUGCUUACACAUCUGUCUCACACAUUUGUGUCAAGCAGACGGGAUGCUGCCGUCUUUUAGAAAUAGACAGAUCUCAGCUGCCUGUCUGUGCGUCUAGACCAAUGAACUCUGUCAACAUUUUGUCGUAAAUAAAAAUUACUGCUACAGCCUGCGCCAUUGCUUGUCAGUCUUACACGGAACCAGCAACUGAAGUUUAGACUGUCGUGUGAAAUAUAGUCCUUGCAUCCUAUACCACAGUCCUCACAUCCUAUACCACAGUCCUCGCAUCCUAUACCACAGUCCUCACAUCCUAUACCACAGUCCCCACAUCCUAUACCACAGUCCUCGCAUCCUAUACCACAGUCCCCACAUCCUAUACCACAGUCCUCACAUCCUAUGCCAUAGGAUGUGAGUCUACAGCGUAGACCCUACCUCGCUGGUCUGUAGCGUAGACCCUACCGUGUAGACUGAGGCAAUAGGCGCGAGGCUGUCUAGCAUCUUUACUAGCCCCUGUAUUGGUCUUACGUUAUCAGACCCAGGGUCUGGGAGGGCGGGUCUGGCUACUCGAACUGGCCCGUGUUAGGGGCACCGUUACUAGCACAGCGGCAGCGAUAUAUAUUCCAAAUUACAUUUUGUUACAAUUUUUUUUCUUGAAACCGCUAUUAUCCAAUAAACUUAUUCGCUAAAGUAGUAGAAUUUUUUUUUGUUUAUUCAUUGUUUUUUUUUUGUAGUGCUAAGUUUUUAUUAUUAAGUUUUCCUUAUAUUGUUCGUCCGUGUAGCGCAUGUUCGGCACCACGAGCAUUUAAUUUCAAGUGUUCGGCUUAUCAAAAUGUUCUCAAUUUUAUUUGCCUCUGUUCCACAAUUAGGGAAUUUCUUCAUCGUAAUUGAUUUUUGCAUAAGUUUUUCCUUUGUUAACUUUCCAUUGGUCUAUUGAAAAUCAAUUCUCCGGUGGUUGCAAUGCUAUUCCUACCUGCUAGCCAGGUCGAUGGAGAAGGGUUGACCCAAAUAAACUAGUUUUCGUAGGAAUACCAUUGGUGGCAUUCUUACUUCAUUGUGUUCCACUGGGCAAUGCUUUGUUCCUUCUUUCCCAUGCACCACAUGCGUAUUGAUUAUUUUAUUUUGUUUAAUUUUUUGUUAAUGUGUUGAUUGAAUGAAAAUGUCCUGUAUUCAUUUUGCUUUCUUCAGACUCCGUUAAAUUAACAUUGAGUUCUUACAACAUUUCUGUCUUCAUUGGCAACACAUUUUUUUUUAAGUUCAUUAUCUUAGAAAUUAUUUU
Hyalella azteca is the source of this 3262-nucleotide messenger RNA. RefSeq names its product set1/Ash2 histone methyltransferase complex subunit ASH2 (gene ash2). The record is from RefSeq and is a predicted model, not a curated record. NCBI's taxonomy places the organism in Eukaryota, Metazoa, Arthropoda, Malacostraca, Amphipoda, Hyalellidae. The transcript has 8 exons. Gene Ontology annotation, cellular component: Set1C/COMPASS complex. Gene Ontology annotation, molecular function: transcription cis-regulatory region binding; protein binding. Bases 326 to 1933 code for a protein of 535 amino acids.